GUUUCUGCUUCUCCUGCUGCGGCUGCUGCGCAAGCAUUCGAAAUGGGAGCACCGUGGCGUGCGCCUGGCCGUGUCUCUCCUCAGUGGUCUCUGCGGAGGUUUCACGUUUGAACGUCUCCUCUCGAACCAAACGAACACAACAAUUUCCACGGAAAAAAAGCGCAAUGUGAAAGCCAAAAAAGACUAGAAAUAGCCUGGCGUGACGUCCCACACAGACUACAGACAGACAGCAUCAGAAGUAGAAGAGCAUCAGGCAGGCAGCAUCCAACAUAACAUCAACAACAUUCAACAUCAGUAGCAGACGAAAGCGUACCGCGAGAGGAUCGCCCCAGAUCCGUAAAGAAAAGAAAACAAAGGAAAAGAAAAGUGUUAAACCCAUUGGAUCGAUCGAUGAAUACGCCAACAUUCCAUAUAGCAGCAGAAGCAGCAGCAGACACCAAAACAAACGAAACGGAGGAGGAGGAGGAAAACCUUUAGAAAAAAAAUAAUACACAUUUUUGUUUUGUUUUUAUCGAAACUGGGGCUGGGGCAGACUGACCCACAGGUGGUUCCAGUGCAUUCCCUCACGGAAAGAUAUAUAUCCUCCCAAAAGAAAAACCACCUAAACAACAACACUCGUGAGUGUCCUUCGCGUGUGUGUGUGUGUGUCUCAUAGUGAAUAAAAAUUCAAUUGAUUCCGAGUUUGAGUUUGAGUGAGAUAUUAAGUGAUGUGCCAUCCAUCCUGCCAGCAGACGACGACGACAGUCGUGUGACGUCCCCACCACCCACCCACUAACCAUCAAAGAAAAAGGAGCAGGAAAGAGCAGGAAACUCUUUCUCUCUCUGUCUAUCCGGCCAGUGGUGUGUGGUGUUGCAAGUUGCAAGUUGCAGCGAAAGGCGCCGGGGGGGACGAUGCCGGUCAUUGCCGAUGCCGAUGCCAGCGAUGAGCCACCAGCAAAAUGUUGCAAACAUUGUGAGGAGUCUACGCACAGCGUGGACGGAGGACCUGCAUCGUGGCGUUUAACGCUCGAUCAGGAUUUAUUUGACACGCUCAAGGGUAAUUUUCCCAGUUGGUUUCAGAGCAGCACUGGUUCUUCAGCAGCAGCAGCCAGCAAACAGCAGUUGCAGUUGCACCAGAAGCACCAUCAGUACCAAUUGGUGGCCACUCACAGUGUCAUACCCAUUACCAUAGACACGAAGAUCGGCAGCAACAACAACAAUCAUACACUCCAACAGCAGCAGCAUCAACAGACAGCGAUACUGAGCCACAAUUCCAGCUCAAGCUCUGCAUCGCCUGCUUCCUCCAUUAGCUCCAAUUGCUCAAAGAAAUCCAACAGCAGCAGCCUGAGCAGCUGCAGCAGCAGCAGCAGCAGCAGUUACAGCUCCCACUCCAGUGGUGGUGGUGGCGGUGGUGGUGGUGUUGGUGCAGCGACGACAAGCCGUUUCCUCAACAAAUCCACCUCCACGACGCCCGCCAAGGGACUGGCACGGACGCUCAAGGCCACCCAAAAGACGCACAACGGCAACAGCAACAGCUGCCAGAAGCUAGGCCAACUGGUGAAGUCCGCCUCGUUGCACAGCCUGAGCAGUGGUAGCAGCGGUUGCAGCAACGGUAGCGGUAGCGGCAGCAGUGGCAGUGGCAGCUCCUCGCUGCUUGCCAACAUAUCCACAUCGCCACUGACCACCGUAGAGCUCAUCUCGAGCGCUGCCUGCAACGGUCUGCUGGCCACCAGGCUCAGCGGCAAAGCCCUGCAGCACUCCUUUCAGGAUUUCAUAUUGCUGCACGAGGCCUACGACGAUAUGUCAGAGGGUGAGCAGCGACUGCAUGCUACAUUUCUGGGCAGCAGCGAUGAUGGCAACAAUUCGGACUGCUACGAUGCCAGACAAUCGCCACCAAAGGCCAUCGUUGAUUCCAGUCCCCUGCAGCCAGCCAUGGACAAGAACAAAGAAUCGCUCAAAGUGAAGCUCAUGGUGCGACGACCCCACUCGCAGUUGGUCGAACAGGGCAUCAUACCAUCUUUGAAAACCUCGCCCGCCAUCCACGAACAAUGCAAGCAACUAGAGCGAGCCAAGACCAGCGAUUUGCUAAAGGCCAAGAUCCAGCAGCGGCCCAAUCGCGAGGAUCUGGAGCGGCGUCACAUACUCGAGGAGGAUGAGUGCCACAUCGAUCCGAGUCUGGCGGAGAAGCAACGCAUGCUCAAGAAGGCACGCCUCGCCGACCAGCUCAACUCGCAGAUCCAGCAUCGUCCGGGACCCCUCGAGCUGAUCAAGAAGAACAUCCUGCACACGGAGAAACCCAUCGAGAAGAUUGUGAAGGAGGGCCUCGUCUCGUUCAAGGCCACCAGCGAGGGUCUGCUCACGAGGCCACAGCAUCCACACAGCUAUGUGACCUUUGAUGAGGAUUCGCUCAGCUCCGAGAGCGACACUAGACAGACGCCGCCUCGUCUCGAUGAGGCCAUGGUCGUCACGCCUAUGGUGGCAGCGGGAGCAGGCGUAGCACCCUCACCGCCCACGGAUGUGCUGCAGGCGGCAGCUGCCUCUGCAGGGAUUGUGACGGUGGCCCUGACAAUGCACACGGCCAGUAGUGGAGGCCAGUUGAUGGUCAGCUCGCCGCAGAUCAUCCAGCAGCAACAGCAGGAACCACAGCUGAAGAAAAUGGUGCUACCUGCAUCAGUGCCACCGCCACCGCCUCCGCCACCACCGCUGCCGAUGGCCAGCAUCGUAAGGGUCAAGGCGGAGACGGCUAAUCUGUUCGAGGAGCUGUGCCAGAGCGUGGCCGGACCCACGGCCAGCCCGGGAGGCGUUAACCAGUUCCUGCCCAUGCCCAUGCUUGCGUCGCCCUGCUCCCUGGCCUCCAGCAGCACCUCCACCCUGAGUCCGCUGUCAUCCAUUGCCUCACCGCCACCGCCAGCGAUCACCCGGCUGCAUCUGCAGCCCGUUUCCGUGAAGUCUGAUGCCCCCGGCAAGGACAAGAAUCGCAAAAAGUCCAAGUCCAAGCCGGUGUCUAAGGCGCGUACCAUUAAAUUCCACGAGUACAAAGGUCCCCCGAGUGCCGCCGGCCAGAAGAUGGAUCAGACGCAGCCGGAGGAGACCUCCUACCAGCUGAUGUUGGAGCAGCAGAACUGCCUGCUCAAGUUUCUGGAGAACCUUAACAAAAAUCAGUCCAUACUGCCCUCGUCCAAUACAGCAGCAGCAGCCCCGGCAGCAUCAGCGUCCACCCCGGCUCCGCCCCUGACUCCCAGUAGCAACAACAACAGCAUCACGGUGACGACCAAAACAGUGCCAGCUUUAGCCUCCUCCCAAACGGCACCGAUUCCAGCUCCGAUCAGCCUACCUAACACCAUAUCCAUCACGAGCAGUGUGGGCGGAGCUCCACUGAACUUUGGGGAUGCUGCCAUGCUAACCACGUCCACGACCACGGCAGCGGCCACGCCCACACCUCCGAUGCUAUCAUUGAUAGCCACACCACACCACCACCACAAUCAGCAACAGCAGCAACAGCAACCAGUAGUUGCUGCAACAUCUGUGGUGCUGCCUACAGUGCUGCUGCAGCAUCCACCGCCACUUCCAUCUCCAGCGCUGUCCGUGAGCUCCUCCAUACCGCCCAGUCCGGUCACCAGCUACGCAGAGUCAAACGCUACCACCAGCAGCGCCUGCAUCACGGACAUUACGCGGCUGGAGAAGAUGAAGGUCUCCGACCUAAAGCAGCAUCUGAAACGCCGCAAUCUCCCAGUUUCUGGACCGAAGCCGCAUCUGAUUGAGCGACUAAAGCCGUACCUGCCACUGGAGCCCCUGGAAAGCAAUGCCGCAGCCACUCCCGCCGCCAACACAACGGAGGUGAUCACCAUCAGCGAUGCGAUGGAAACAAGCAAUCCUCCACCACCCGCAACCAUACUGGUGUCGUCCGAAGCCAGCACGGAGCACGAGCAGAUGGAUGUGGUGCAGCAGCAGCAACAGAUGGACACUACACACUCCAUGGCGAUCCUGCCACAGCAGCCACAGACUGCCACGAUUAUCCUGACCAACGAAGAGCUGCUCCGAGAGCAGCAGCGAAAAAUCGACGAGCUGCAGCGUCAACUGCAGCGCUCGCAGCUGGAACUGCAGCAGAUACGCCAGCGGCAGCAGCAACAGAAUCAGACGGUGGUGAAUGCCCUGCCGCCCCAGCAGAUCACCCUGAUCACAACUACCGCAUCGAAUGGCGGGCCACAACAGACGCUUACGAUGCUGCCACAGCAGCAGCACGUGGAGAAGAGCAUCAUACCGACCAAGCUGACAAUGAAGGCAGCAGCGGGGGCAACCAAGAUCAAUGGAGUCCAUCAGCAGGCCCAGGGAGUAGCCAAGAAGUCGUCGCACGCCAACAGCAGCAACAUUAGCACGAAUCCCAGCCAGCCGCCGCCAAUUAGCCAGAAGAUGGUGGUAAAGCAGCAGCUGGAGGCCAAAAUACAGAAGCAGAAGGCAGCGGCUGCAGCAGCUGCACAACAGCAGCAACAGCAACAGCAGGCACUGCAACAGCAGCAGCAGCAGGUGCAACAGCAACAGCAGCAACAACAGGUGCAACAGCAGGUGCGCCUGCUCACGCAAAAGACACAAACUGUACUCAUUCCAUUCAACAACACCAGCAACCAGAACAACAACAACAAUCAACCAAACGCUCCACCCAAGAAUCAGGCCAAGAAAUCCCAUGUUGCUGCCACUGUGCAACCAACAACCACAACGACUGCAACAAUCCUGCAGGCAAGCAAACCGCCGACAGCAGGAGUAGUAGCAGGCGGAGGAGCAGCCGCAACGCCACACCACAACAAUGAGUUUCUGCUGUGGAACGAGGGGAAUCAGACCAUCUUCCUUGUGGGACUCGAUGAUCAGCACAUGACGGCUCAUACACUGGGAAAUAUCAGCCUCACGGCCACGACUACCACAGCAGCAGCAGUAACAGGAGCUGCUGCAGCGCCCGCCAAGAAGCUGCUGAAUGGGCACCAACGCACCAACUCCCUGCCCAGCAUUGUCUUUCCCAUCGAAGCCAAGUCCUUUAUCACGCAGCUGCAGCAUUCACACUUCCAGCAGCAACAGCAACAUCCCCAUCAGCAACUCAUCCAACUGGACAUCAAACCGUCGACAGCACCGCCACCGCAGUAUGAGGAGGCCACCAAGCAGCUAGCUGCCAGCAAGGCAGCGGCUCUGAACGGUCUGGUGCCGCUUGUCAAGAUCAAGGAGGAGCCUGUGCACUCGCCGGCACCGCCGUUGACGUUGCCAGGGCCCGUUCCAGCUCCGCUGAGUAACCAAGUGAAGCGCAAAUCGGCGGGCAUCAAGUCCGAACAGGUCAGCGAUGUCCUGGACAUUCUCAUCAAGCAGGGAGAGCUGCCCGAGAGUGCGGCCCUCGAUCCGAUCACGCCACUAACGCCCCUUCCCGAGCUGCCCAUGUUCAACGGUGCCGCCACUCCGAACACAGCUGCGGGAGGAGCCAGCAUCGUGCCAGUGGUGCCUAAGCUGGAGGCUCCGGCGACGCCGCAGUCGGCUGUGGCCACGGUGGACAUAGCUAUGGACACCAAUGACUCGCACGUAAGCUUCGGCAGUGGCCAGCACACGCAGCACGGCUUCGUCGAGAAUAUCGACAUGGGAUCGCCCCUGCAGCCGGACACGACGGCCAUCGACGCCGAGAGCGUGGCCAAGACGCUGGACAUCUUUCUGGAGCAGCACCAUGCAACACCCCCGCCCAGCACGCCGCCAAAGAGCAGCCACAGCGGCAGCGAGAAGCCCAACAGUCCGAACGCUAAGCUGAAUCACUUUGAUGAGUACGAGCUGCUGGAGCUGAUGUCGCAGCAGCUAGAGAUGGACAUGGGCGACGACUCGAACACUUACUGCACCCCCAAGCCCCAAGGCAACAACAACAGCCUGCGGCGCGAUCUCAAUUCCAGCCUCCAGCCGUGUAUCAACGAGCUGCUCGAAGCCAGCAGCCCGGACAGCGUACUCCUGAACAACAAUCCGUGUGCCGAUGUGGACUUCGAUGCGGAUAGCUUUGUGGCACAGCUCAGUCAGCAUGUGACGGGCAACGGCAACAGUCCCCAUGGCCACUGCAAUGGGACUGUGGAAUCAAGCUCCUCGUCGAACAGUCACUUCAAUGGCACGCCCAUGGACUGCGAUGACUUUGAGAGCACUCUCAAUUCCUUUAUGCAAGCCGUCACACAACCAGAGGCGGGAUCACAUGGCGGACAGUACUCAACGACGACCAUCAUGGCCAAUAGCGAGGGCGGAGGAGGAGAAGUAGAAGGCGGUGUCUUGGGCGACUCUGGCGGUGGGGCUGUCGAUGCCUUUAAUGCCAGCGGCGAUAUCUUUGAUCUGUUCAACAUGGAUGACUACAAGAUGAACUGGGCAGCCGGCGAUUUCACUGUUUGAUGCAACAUUUUAUAGAGCUACGUGGCGCAUGUGCAGAACUUUCAUUUCCUCAUCCCACAAGUUUCUUCGUUCCGUGUCAAACACAAACACAAUCCAGCGUGGUGCUCACUAUUCUCAAAAAAUAUAUAAUUCCUGAAGAACAUACACCCAAAACACGAAACACAAAACAACAUCAACAACAACACACAAAAUCCUAUUUAUUUUCUAAAUGCAUUUAAAACAUUUGAACGUCAGUUGAAAUUUCGAAACUUUACUAUUUCCAACAAAAACUACAAAAACAAACACAAAGCCAAGCAAAAUUGCCGGGGAGUGACACUCCACAAAAAAAAACAAAACAAAAAUAACACCAUACUUUCGCACCCUUUCCUUAAGAAGCAAAAAAUACAAGAAAGAAAGAAAAAAAAACAACCAUUUAGAAAAAGAUUAAAAACUUUUAAUAAAACGUAAGUGAAAACCAUACCAAAUACAAAACAAAAACAGCAAAAAAUUAAUGAUAUUCUAAAGAUUGAUAAAGAAGAAAAAAGAAGAAGUACAUGUUUCUAAUGAAGGUCAUUCCAAUCUGAAAAUAAUGCGAGUAAAAAUCUAACCAACUAAAAAACAAAAAAAAUGAAAGCUAUAGACACAGAGAGAGCGAGAAUGGAAUGCGAAUGGCAGAGCGGAGGAUGAAAAAGCAUGAAUGAGAGAGAGCGAGGAUGCAGGAAAUGGCCAAAAGAAAACCAGAAAACACAAACCAUAAAAAAGAAAAGAAGCAAAAAAAAAAAACAGAUCAUAUAAGAUCACAUGA
Messenger RNA from Drosophila pseudoobscura, 7153 nucleotides. It is a transcript of the gene Mrtf, whose product is annotated as Myocardin-related transcription factor. The coding region runs from base 892 to 6369 and encodes 1825 amino acids. The record is from RefSeq and is a predicted model, not a curated record. Lineage: Eukaryota; Metazoa; Arthropoda; Insecta; Diptera; Drosophilidae. Gene Ontology annotation, biological process: positive regulation of transcription by RNA polymerase II. The transcript has 5 exons. Gene Ontology annotation, molecular function: transcription coactivator activity. Gene Ontology annotation, cellular component: nucleus.